Sclerotinia trifoliorum is the source of this 2170-nucleotide messenger RNA. The record is from the annotation of a GenBank genome assembly. Lineage: Eukaryota; Fungi; Ascomycota; Leotiomycetes; Helotiales; Sclerotiniaceae.
AUUCACUUUCACUUUCUUCAUUUUUGUUCUGUGACUGUAUAACUCAAAAUGUCUUCCUACGAGCUCGGCGGUGUUAAGCCUGGUGUGCUGCAAGGAAUACAAGUCACCACUGCCACCGGCGUUGAUUUGGAUCAGGAGAAUGGCAAUACGAACGUAACAGAACGAGGGAAAAUGUCCGAGAAAUAUUACGCUAGCCAAGUUCAAGAUGAGGCGACACUUGCUGUGUUUGGGAAAAAGCAACAGCUCAAGGUGCGAUUGAAUAGACAACCAAAAUACUCGACGUCUUCGCUAACUGAUUCUCUAGCGACGAUUUAAAUCAUUAUCUUCAGUGGGCUUAACAUGCGGCUUGAUGUUAACAUGGGAGGUUAUUUUGUUGUAAGACUUCCGCGAUAUUUUUCUUCACCUAGAAGCAAAUCAUGACUUACCAUUCAAAGCACCCUUCAAUUUGGUCUACAGAAUGGCGGUCCUGCUGGAUUGAUCUACGGAUAUUUAGCAGCAUGGACUGGAUCUAUGCUACAAGCUUUAGUCAUGGCUGAAAUGUCAUCAAUGUGAGUCAAAAACUCGGAGUAAUCGACCUAAUCCAAAUGCGUUGUACUCAUCAGAUGUAGGAUUCCUUUGGCUGGUGGACCUUUUAACUGGGUUGCAAUCUUGUCUCCUCCUUGGUGCAAGAAGUUUCUUAGCUACUUGGCUGGAUGGCUUACCGUCAUUUGCUGGCAGGCUUUUGUUGCAGAAACAUGCUACACGGUUGCUUCUCUGAUCCAAGGUCUCCUCAUUCUCAAUUACCCGGAUUAUGACCCCAAAUUGUGGCAAGCGACUCUGCUCUUCUAUGCCAUCGCUCUCUUCGGGGCUUUCGUCAAUACUUAUCUUGGCGGUCUUUUACCACGAAUUGAAGCUAUGAUGCUGAUUGUGUAUAUUCUGGGCUUCAUUGGUGUACUAAUUCCCCUAGUCUAUUUGUCGCCACAUACAUCUGCUGAAAAAGUUUUCACAACUUUCCAGAAUUUAGGGGGCUGGAAUAGUAUGGGCCUAUCAUUCUUUGUUGGGUGGAUUACAUCUGUCAGUUCGUUUGUAGGAAAUGACGGCGCAGACCAUAUUGGUAAGAGUUCCUUUUUCUUCGUUAAAGAGCCACCUAAAAGUAGUUCAAAACUUGGAUUAACAACUCGUGUGCAGCCGAAGAAAUCAAUCAGGCGGCCAAGGUUAUACCUUUCAGUAUCUGGUUCUCAACCUUGUUCAAUGGCAUGCUAGGAUUUUCCAUGAUGAUCGCGGUAUUGUUCAGUGUCCAGGAUAUCGUCGCUGCUACCCAAUCGUCCACUGGAUUUCCGUUCAUGGAGAUCUUUCAAACAGCAUUAGGAUCAAAAAAAGGAGCCAAUGCAUUGGUAUGUCUGCAUUCAGGACUGAAGAUUCCAAUCUAACUUCACCAGAUUAUUGUCAUCACUGGAGUGAACGUCUUUUCCGUCAGUAGUGUUUUGGCCACAGCUUCACGGACUUUAUGGGCCUUUUCAAGAGAGAAUGGACUGCCAUUUUCUAGCUUUCUCGUCAAGGUAUUAGCCACAACAUCGCAAAACCUUUUCAGGAACUAAUGAUUACCAUUUAGGUCGAUCCCAAAACCCGGUUACCUAUUAACGCUAUCAUAGGAACACUUAUAAUCAACGUCCUCCUUGCACUUGUAAGUGUCGGCUCAUACACCGCAUUCGAAGCUUUUUACUCCGUUGUUUUGGCCGCCUAUCAAUCAUCUUUCCUGUUAGCCGCAAGUGUGAUGCUGGUAAAGAGAUUAAAAACACCAGCCUCCGAAAUGCCUUGGGGCCCUUUUCGACUUAGGAAACUGGGUGUACCUAUCACUGUUGUGGCCAUGAUUUACACUGUCAUCGCGCUCUUCUUUUCGUUCUGGCCUGCCUUCUCAACGGUGGAUGCGGCGGGUAUGAAUUGGAAUUGUUUGAUUUUUGGAGGGGCGGUUAUUUUCAGUAUGGUGUUUUGGCUUUUGUAUGGACGGAAAGUCUAUGUAGGCCCCAUAUGGGAGUUUGAGGGUCAAUUUGUUAGAGUAAAGUGAUUACAAUCUGUGGUAUCUAAUAUGCUUGUUAUCAUCGAACUCAGACAAUAGAUUGGCUUUAUUGAUUUAACAAGUAUUAGAGUGGAUAAGUUCACUUACAGCCCAUUUUAAGAGACAUUAUCGCUG